Molecule: messenger RNA, 948 nt
Organism: Ogataea angusta
Lineage: Eukaryota; Fungi; Ascomycota; Pichiomycetes; Pichiales; Pichiaceae
Exons: 1
Coding region: 1-948 (315 amino acids)
Source: RefSeq, a predicted model, not a curated record
AUGUUGUGUCUUUCUCUCGUUCUCCUGCUCUGCGUGGCUUCUGCCUCCGGAAUCUACACCAAUACAUCCUCCACGGCCCAGCCAACGCCGACCCCGUGGAUCCAGGGAUACCUCGAAAACGACCUGCCGCGGUUCGCCAUCUACGUGCCCACAGAGCUCGGCCCUUGGGACUCUGUCUCGUUUGUCUCGAUCGGCAAAACGUCAAACUUUGAGUGGGUGCCGGGCACCGCCGAGAUUUUGGCCGGUCCCGCCGCUGUGAAAUCCGGAAUCCAGGACUUUUCCACCGCCUCUGCCGCCGACGUUGUCGUGUCCACGCCGUUCUCGUCGCUCAGCAGCGCCGACGUGCUCCAGUUCGUGUCGCCUGAAGCCACAAACGUCUACAACCGCGUCUUCACCGCCACGUUCGCCGUUGUCAUCGGCGACGCCGCUUCCAACUCCAAGAGAGACGAGCACGUGUACUACCUCACUGCCACCGUCAGUUUAGUCCAGGAAGAGACCUCGUCGCUGCCACAGCUCACCACGCUCGUCACCACCACCUGCCCGGGCGGAAAAUGCUCCGUCCAAACCGUGACAGAGUCGCUGUCCUCUUACACAACUGUCAUCGGCAACCAUAGCACUGUGAUCACCGAGUACAACGUCAUUCCGGGCUCCACGGCCGCGCCACUGACCUCCACCACGGCCCCAGCCCCAACCUUUACCGGCUACCACUUCAAUAGCACACAGACGGCCAACACAUCGAGCACCUACGUGCCCCCACCAACGACACAAACGACCAAAAUUAACACGCUCACAAGGCACACCCACACCACCAAGAGCACGCUGAGCUCGUCAUCCUCGUACUCGGCCAGCGUGGCCUCGACAGUCACCACAUACCACGACGCCGCUGGCAAGAACGUGGCCACCGGGUUGGUGGCCGCUGUCGGAAUGGUUAUGGUGUGGCUGGUGUAA